This is a messenger RNA of Scheffersomyces coipomensis, 1788 nucleotides long. It is a transcript of the gene VMA5, whose product is annotated as H(+)-transporting V1 sector ATPase subunit C. The record is from RefSeq and is a predicted model, not a curated record. Gene Ontology annotation, biological process: proton transmembrane transport. NCBI's taxonomy places the organism in Eukaryota, Fungi, Ascomycota, Pichiomycetes, Serinales, Debaryomycetaceae. Bases 368 to 1501 code for a protein of 377 amino acids. The transcript has a single exon. Gene Ontology annotation, molecular function: proton-transporting ATPase activity, rotational mechanism. Gene Ontology annotation, cellular component: vacuolar proton-transporting V-type ATPase, V1 domain.
AUGCUAAACACUUUCUCUUUAACUCUAAAUCACUUCUAUUUCCUAUAUUAACAAACAGCUUUUGAUAUUUAACUAAAUUUUUUUUCUCUCUUCUUUUUUUUUCUCAAUGAGAUGCACGUGAUUUACGUGUGAAACUCAAUUUAUUUAGCAUUGGAAGUGUAUUGAUUUAAUAUAUUACCCGAUUAGGAAGUCUAGAAUUGUUUUGCCUAAUUUUAAUUUUUUCUGAAGUCAACGAGGAGGAGGAUUAAAGAUAAAACUAAUUUGACCAAAGGUCAUCUUAAACUAUUUAUAAUAUUGUUGAAUUUUUGAUCAAUUGAUUAAAUAACAAAGCAAUUCGUCAAUAUAUGGUGGGAUAAAUUGAUCUAACAUGACAUCAAUUGCUAAAUAUUUGAUUCUUUCAUUACCACAAUCAACCAAUGCUCAAUCUUGGUUAGAAAAUGAUUUAUCAGGAGGAAAGAAUUUAUUAUAUAAAUUAAAAUUACAAGAUUUUCAAAGUGGUACAUUAGAUUCAUUAGUUCAAGAAAGUGAAGAAUUAAGUAAAAUAGAUUCUCAAUUGAGUUCAUCAGUUUAUAAAGUGAUUGAUAUUUUAAAUAAUGUUACUGAAUUAAAAAAUAGUAAAUCAAGAAUCAUCAAUAAUCAAUCAAUUUUUGAUUAUAUUGAACAUUUCAAUUGGAAUUCAUCAAAAUAUAGAUUAGAUAAACCAAUCAAUCAAUUAGUUCAAAUAAUUUCUAAUGAAGCUAUUACUUUAGAUAAUGAUGUUAGACAAUCAUAUCAAAAUUAUCAAAGUGCUAAAUCUAAUUUUUUAGCAGCUGAUAGAAAGAAAAAUGGAGAUUUAUCAAUUAAAUCAUUACAUGAAAUUGUUAAACCUGAUCAAUUUGUAUUAAAUUCUGAACAUUUAACUACUAUUUUAAUUGCUGUACCAAAGAAUCUUGUUGAUGAUUGGAAUUCUCAUUAUGAAACUUUAACUGAAUUUGUUAUACCAAGAUCAUCAGAAUUAAUUGCUAGUGAUGCUGAAUAUUCAUUAUUUUCAGUAACUUUAUUUAAAAAAUAUCAAAAUGAUUUUAUUACUGCUUCAAGAGAAAGAAAAUGGCAUCCAAGAAAUGAUUUUCAAUAUAAUGAAGAUGUUUUAAAUAGUUUAAGAAAAGAAUUUGAUUUAACUAAACAAACUGAAAUUAAAUUAAAGAAUGAUUUAAUUAGAUUAUCAAAAACUGCAUAUUCCGAUAUUUUUCAAGCUUGGUUACAUAUUAAAAUUAUAAGAGUUUAUGUUGAAUCAGUUUUAAGAUAUGGUUUACCACCUCAAUUUAAUUAUUAUUUAAUUAAAUUUGAUCAAGCAAAUCUUAAGAAUUUAUCUAAAUCUAAAAAGGAAUUAAUUGAUAAAUUUGGUUAUUUAGGUGGUAGUGGUUCUGAUGAUAAGAAAAAUAGUAGUAAUUUACAUGAAUAUGCUUCAUUAGUUGAUACAGAAUAUGAACCAUUCGUAUUAUAUGAAUUAGAUAUUGUCUAGAAUCAAAUCCCUCGUCAUUCAUUCAUUCAUUCAUUCAUUACUCAUCAUCAACAUCAUUAUCAUUUAUUUAAUCAUAUCAUUUCAAUUUCUUCCUUCCUUAUUUCCUUUCUAACUUACUUACUUUCUUAUUUCCAUCCUUUUCACUUCCAACUUCAGCCUCGAAAUAACGGUUUUUAAAUAACGGUUAUACUAUUUUAUACAUAAAUAAAUAUAUACCACCAUAAAUUUAACUAUUUCUUUUUCUUUUAAAUCAUACAUUUUUCAUAUUAUUUUUUAAUUCAUAUAUA